Molecule: messenger RNA, 1340 nt
Organism: Phragmites australis (common reed)
Lineage: Eukaryota; Viridiplantae; Streptophyta; Magnoliopsida; Poales; Poaceae
Product: protein SICKLE-like
Exons: 3
Coding region: 29-1060 (343 amino acids)
Biological process (GO): miRNA processing; mRNA splicing, via spliceosome
Source: RefSeq, a predicted model, not a curated record
AGGAAAGUGAAAGAAAAAGAAGGGGGAGAUGGACGAGCACCAAGUGGAGUCCUCCUCCUCCUCCAAGCGCCGGGAGCGCCUCCUCGCCCUCCGCUCCGCCGCCAACGCAUCGCCGGCGGCGGAUCCUCCCCUGUUGCCUGCGGGGAGCCUCCUCCCGGACCCCGACCCCGACCCCGCGGGGGACCAUGCCUCCUCCCCGCACCCGCACCCGCGCUCGCCCCAGCGAUUCGACUACUACACCAACCCCGCCGCCGCCUUCUCCUCCUCCUCCUCCUACUCCGGCGGCGGCAGCAAUCCCACGUGGUCCCACAGGCGCAAGAGUCCUCCCAACUGCUACCCCACGUCUCCUGCCCCGCCGCCGCCUUACGGAGAACCAGACUGUCUGGAUAGGGAGCAUAAAGGCAUUUUGUUAGCUGGACCAGGGAACUAUGGUAGCAACUAUCCUCUGCCACACCAGCACCUUAUGGCUCCGUCACCAAUUCACUCCCCAUCCCUGAUGGCACAAGAUGCACCAGGGAGCAGUCAAUGGCGAAGUCCUAUGCAGUUCCAGGAUCCAAUGUCAGGAUACCAAGGAACUCCUCCUGGUGCUCCUCCUCCUUGGGGCCUGCAUUCUGGGUCUCCAGCUCGAGGUUAUUAUCCAAAUUCACCUAGCUUUGGAUUCAGGCACCCUAAUCCCGGCCGAGGGGGCAGCCCGAUGAAUUAUGGACCGAGAGGUAGCCCACACUCGUCCUACGGGCGAGGCAGGGGCCAAAACUACAACAACAGCCCAGGUUCAUGGGGAAGAGGGGGAAGGGGUGGUGUUGGUUUCCAGAACCGUUCUGGAUGGCAAGACCGGAGGAGCUUCUUCAACCAGUCCAUGGUUGAGGACCCUUGGCAGGACUUGCAGCCUAUUGUUGGCAACAUACUGAUCCCCAGGGGCCGCGCCAAGUCCUGGCUUCCAGAAUCGUUGUGUGCGAAGAAGGAAACCCCUGCUCAAGGCCAAAUUAAGUUGACAUCAUCAGGAUUGAGCCUAGCAGAGUACCUUGACUUGUCUUUCAAUGAGGCUUCUAACGAGAUGUAGAGCUUUUGUAUGUAUCAUUAGAAUUGCAGAUUGCUGUUGUUUUCCCUAUGAUUAAUAGAUUUUCCCUACCUUUCAAUUAUUGUUCCUGUUCUGUUUCACUUCUUCCGUUGCUGUAGAUUCUGCUGCAGGAUGUGAGAAUGUGCCGCCAUGUAACAUUUAUUACUACCAUUUAUGCAUUUUAGCGAUCCUGUUGUAUCUUUCCAGUUUGUGUGCAUUCUUGCUUGCACCUUUUCAGAUCACGGUACCUAACAUAUGGUAUCAUGGAACCAGAUGUUAAGUU